Molecule: messenger RNA, 4572 nt
Organism: Closterium sp. Yama58-4
Lineage: Eukaryota; Viridiplantae; Streptophyta; Zygnematophyceae; Desmidiales; Closteriaceae
Source: the annotation of a GenBank genome assembly
AUGGCGGACACAUCCGAGAGCGCCGCGGAACAAUGCGCCAACGAAACCGUUAGUGAGUCUCCACCGUCGCCCUACGCGCGAGAAGACAUUCGCAGCUCCCAUUUCCCCCUGCAACGACGGCCCGUCGCUGUCUCUCCCCAUCCCCCUCGCGAGCGUCCCCGUUUUCCCCCAUGCGCUCCCGCCCUCUCCCCCGCGCGAUCACUCCCCUUCCCCGCCGCGGGUGGUCUCCUAUCCCGUCUACAUCUCUCCCAUUCCUCCACGCUAUCACUCCCCUACCCUGUCGCGUUCACUGCCCCCCUCUUCCCUAUCACUCCCCUUCCACGUCGCGCUCACACCAUUUCCAAUGCCUAUCACUCCCCUUCCCCAUCGAUAACUUCCCCUUUCCCCACCACAAGCACUUUCUCCCCCCUUGCUAUCACUCCCUCCCCGGCCCUUAUCACUCCCCUUCCCCAUCGUAACCAAUCCCCUUCCCCAUCAACCUCACGGCCUUCAGCUGUCGCGUUCCCUCCCAUUCCCUCUCGCUCGCUUGCACGUUCCCCCCCAUGCGCGCCCGACCCCCUACCCGCCCCUAUCACUCCCCUUCCUCGUCGCAUUCUCUCCCCUGCCCUCUCUCCGUUCGUGCCGCCCGCCCUCUGCGGAAAUCUCGCCCUCCGCAGUCCCCUUCGCAAGCACACCCCUGGUCCUUCGCUGACCAUACCUUUCCCCCUCGAAAGUGAGACCAUAAAACGCACCGAGGGCCCUCUCCUUCCCCACUGCUAUCACUCUCUACCCGCCCCUAUCACUCCCGUUCCUCAUGCCAUUCUCUCCCCUUCCAUCUCUCCGCCCGCGCUUCUACCCGUCGCCGUCCGAUCUUCUCGUCGCCCUCCCUUCGUCCAAACGUCAAUACUCUCCCCGUCGCCCGCGCUGUCCCCAUUCCCUCUUUCCCCAUGUCCCCUUCUCUGCUUCCCCCCCUCCCCUUCCCUGCUUCCCCAAGUCCCCUUCCCUGCUUCUCCCCCUCCCGUUCCCUGCUCCCUCCCAUCCCCUUCCCUGGUGCCCCCCAUCCCCUUCCCUACUUCCCCCCAUCCCAAGCCCUGCUUCCCCACAUUCGGUUUCCUGCUUCCCCCCUCCCCUUCCCUCCGUCCCCAUGUCCCCUUCUCUGCUUUCCCCCCUCCCCCGGGUUGCUUCCCCAAGUCCCCUUCUCUGCCUCCCCCCCUCCCCUUCCCUGCUUCCCCAAGUCCCCUUCCCUGCUUCCCCCCCUCCCCCGGGUUGCUUCCCCAAGUCCCCUGCGGUGCUUCCCCCCCUCCCGUUCCCUGCUCCCUCCCAUCCCCUUCCCUGCUUCCCCCCAUCCCCUUCCCUGCUUCCCCCCAUCCCCUUCCCUGCUUCCCCACAUCAGAUUCCCGUCUCGCCCCCAUCCUCUUCAAUCCUUCCCCUUAUCCCAAGCCCUGCUUCCCCCCAUUCGGUACAGAGCUACCCCCCACCCGUACCCUCCUUCCCCAUGUCCCCUUCUCUGCUUCCCCCCCUCCCCUUCUCUGCCUCCCCCCAUCCCCUUCCCUGCUUUCCCCCAUCCCGUGCCCUGCUUACCCCCAUCCCCUUCCAUGCUUCCCCCCAUCCCGUGCCCUGCUUACCCCCCUCCACUUCCCUGCUUCCCCCCAACCCCCUCCCCUGCGUCCCCCAUCCUCUUCAAUCCUUCCCCUUAUCCCAAGCCCUGCUUCCCCCCAUCCGGUUUUCUGCUUCCCCCCUCCCCUUCCCUCCUUCCCCAUGUCCCCUUCUCUGCUUCCCCCCAUCCCCUGCCCUGCUUUCCCCCAUCCCAUGCCCUGCUUCCCCCCAUCCCCUGCCCUGCUUCCCCCCAUCCCGUGCCCUGCUUCCCCCCAUCCCCUUCCCUGCUUCCCCCGAACCCCCUCCCUGCGUCCCCCAUCCUCUUCAUAUGUACUCCUUCUCCCAAUCCCUGCUUCCCCCCUUUCCGUUUUCAGCUUCCCCCCUCCCCUUCCCACCUUUCCCAUGUCCCCUUCCCUGCUUCCCCCCAUCCCGUGCCAUGCUUCCCCCAACCCCCUCCCUGCGUCCCCCAUCCUCUUCAUUCUUUCCUCUUAUCCCAAUCCCUCCUUCCCCCCGUUCGGUUUUCCUUUUCCCCCCUCCCCUUCCCUCCUUCCCCAUGUCCCCUUCUCUGCUUUCCCCCCCAUCCCUCUCCCUCCUUCCCCCCAUCCCGUGCCCUGCUUCCCCCCAUCCCCUUCCCUGCUUCCCCUUAACCCCCUCCCUGCGACCCCCAUCCUCGUCAUUCUUUCCCCUUAUCCCAAUCCCUGCUUCCCCCCAGGCGGUUUUCUGCUUCCCCCCUCCCCUUCACUCCUUCCCCAUGUCCCCUUCUCUGCUUCCCCCCCCAUCCCCCUCCCUCCUUCCCCCCAUCCCGUGCCCUGCUCCCCUCCCUCCCCUUCCCAGCUUCCCCCCAACCCCCUCCCUGCAUCCCCCCAUCCUCUUCAUUCCUUCCCCUUAUCCCAAUCCCUGCUUCCCCCCAUCCGGUUACCAAGAUCCCCCCGUCCCCACCCCUGCUUCCCCAUGUCCCCUGCCCACCUUCCGCACGUCCCCUGCCCUGUUUCCCCCCAUCCCCUGCCCUGCUUCCUCCCCUCACCUUCCCUGCUUCCCCCCCUCCCCUUCCCUGCUCACCCUCAUCCCCCUCCCUGCUUCCCCAUGUCCCCUGCCAUGCUUCCCCCCAUCCCCUGCGGCGCUACCCCCCCUCCCCUUCCUAGCUUGCCCCCAUCCCCCUCCCGGCUUCCCCCCAUCCCCUUCCCUGCUUCCCCCCAUCCCCUUCCCUGCUUCCCCCCAUCCCCUUCCCUGCUUCCCCCCAUAAGAUUCCCGCCUCGCCCCCAUCCCCCUCCCUGCUCCCCCUCAUCCCCCUCCCUGCUCCCCUGCAUCCCCCUCCCUGCUUCCCCCCAUCCCGUGCCCUGCUUCCCCCCACCCACUUCCCUGCCUCCCCCCAUCCUCUUCAUUCUUUCCCCUUAUCCGGUUUCCUGCUUCCCCCCCCCCCCCUUCCCUGCUUCUUACCUGCGUCCGCCCAUCCCCUUCCCUGCUUUCCCCCAUCCGAUUCCCGCCUCGCCCCCAACCCCCCCCCCUGCAUCCCCCCACCCCAUCCCCUUUCUUCUUUCCCCUUAUCCCAAGCCCACCUUCCCCCCAUCCGGGGUCCUGCAUCCCCCCCUCCCCUUCCCCAAUUCCCCUUCCCACAUUCCCCAUUGUUCUGGCGUAAUACACUUGCCGGAAGAUUUUAAUCCCGCGAGCCUCGCGCAUCUCCCGGCGUUCACCACGCUCGCGUUGUUCGGCGAGUCAUGGCUGAAACUCGAAGGCGACGGUUCUCACCCCUCUCCAUUCAACCAGCUGCCUUCUCUGAAAGCUGUGGAGUUCGACGCGAAUAGUCCGCGAUUCGAGUUGAUGUUUCCGGCGGGAACCUCGUGUAGCCGUCUCGAACGGCUUCUUCUUGAAGACUCUGACAAUCUGGAACGUCUACCUGUCGAUAUAGGAGAGCGGUUGCCGCGGCUUCGGUAUCUGAGCAUUCGCGGAUGCAAAAAUCUUUCCGAGCUUCCCGAGCAGUUCGCUUCCCUAAGCUGCCUGCGUGAGCUGACGAUCUCCUCGUGCAACAUGGUCAAACUGCCCGAAAACUUUGGAGAGCUGCCCGCUUUGAAAAUGCUGACGCUGAACUUCCUGUCAAUCUCGACUCUCCCAGACUCAUUCUACCAGCUUACUUCUCUGGAAACCCUAAUCCUGUCUUACUGCAAUGCACUCUUCGAGCUGCCUGCUAGGUUCGGUUUCCUCACCGCACUCAAAUCCCUCUGCAUCCUCAACACCCCGUACAUGAAACUCCCAGACGACAUCGGCGCGCUUACCAAUCUCCACACUCUCCGUCUAGCAGAGAAUUUCCCUCAGCAGCUGCUUCCAUCCUCGUUCACACAGCUCGUCUCCCUCACAAGGCUCGAUCUCAUUCAAUGUAUGGUAGCAGAACUUCCAGAAGACCUGGGGAAGCUGAGUAACCUGCGAGAGUUGACCCUCCAAUCCUGCUCCAAGAUUGAAACCCUUCCAGAUUCUCUCACUGACCUUGUCAACUUGAACGUUCUGAAAGCCGUGGACUGCGACAGCCUUGCUUCGAUCCCCACCACCUUGAGCAACCUUGCAAGACUGAAAGAACUCGCUCUAGCCAAGCUCCCCCAGGUAGCUCAAUUAUCAAAAUCCCUACCCCGCUCGCUCGAGAUUCUCUCCAUAGGAAGCUUCCAGCGGCUCAUCCCUCUCCUGGAAAUCCCUUCUCUGCCUAAGCUGAGAAUACUGAGCUUGACUAGUUUAGGGCUUAUGCGGGGGCUGGUAGCCGGCGGCAUGACGCUCUCUUGUUUGGAGGAAUUAGAGCUGAGGCUGGUUGUUGAGGCAGAGGAGCUUCCUUUGCCUCUGGAGCUUCUUUCUAACCUCCGCAGCUUGACGAUCCAUAGCACCGGCUGCAUGAAGAAGCUUCCGGAAGGGUUAGGUUCGGCGUUUCGGCAGCUGAGGCGGUUGGAGAUCCACCGGGCUGUAGAUCUAACGGACCUGACGGACAGUUUCACCGAGCUUCAACCUGACGUCCGUUGA